Molecule: messenger RNA, 1003 nt
Organism: Cyprinodon tularosa
Lineage: Eukaryota; Metazoa; Chordata; Actinopteri; Cyprinodontiformes; Cyprinodontidae
Product: putative transmembrane protein INAFM1
Exons: 1
Coding region: 76-561 (161 amino acids)
Source: RefSeq, a predicted model, not a curated record
AAGGGCCAAGGUGGGUUUCCGGUCGGUAGUGAGUAUAAAGCUGCUGGAGUUCUGCUGGAGGUCCAGAAGCUCAGCAUGCGGGACCAGAGCAGCUGGAGCUCCGGGUUCGGAGCCGCAGGUCGCCGUAAAGCGGCUCCUUCCCCCGCGGAGCAGAGGAGGCAGCUGCAGGGAGGAACCAGCAGGAGGUGGCUCCGCAUGGCGACGGUUCUGGGCUACAUGCUGGCGGUCUGCCUGGUCUCCGUCCUCCUGGUUCUUUACUACGGAGUCUUCUGGAAGCCCACCUCCGGUCCCGGAGCGCCUCCAAGCCGCAGCUGGAGCGCAGAGGAGAAGCGGAGGAAAUGUGGAGGAACUCCCGACUGUUGGAUCCAUGGAGGCGGUUCCGCUCCAAGGGAUUUUGGGAACUUUACCACCGGAGGAGGUUCCCCUCAGGCCGCCAGAAGCAGCCCAGAAGCGGCCGCUGUCACCCAGGAGGAUCCGUCCAACCUGCCGACCCACCGGACCGGAACCGGACGGCUGGCUGUGGGUCCGGAACCAGAACCGGAUCCGAGAAAUUAUCAAUAGACUGAUUUCUAGCAAAGGAAGGUUGGAUGGACGACCCAGAAAGUUCUGAAGAACCUGAACAGAACCUGGACAGAACCCGGACAGAACCUGGACAGAACCCGAACAGAACCUGAGCAGAACCUGAACAGAACCUGGUGUGUCCUCAGAGAUGGACUGGAGGCUCUAUCUCCUCUGAAGGUUCUAACUAUGAUUUUCUAUCUGCAGAAUGUAGAUAAACAUUUAUUAUUAUAAAAAGUUUAAGACAAAAACAAAAAUGAUGAGAAAUUGAAAUUCUUCCUGGUUGUUCUAAAAUUGAAGCUUCCUGUUUUCUUUGUUUAUCUCGUUUAUCUGCAGUUCUUUGUUUUUUCUAAUAUUUUAUUUUAUAAUAAAUCUGCAUUUUGAAUAUUUGACCUUAUUACAUUUUUUAAAAUAAAAUAAAAUGACUAUAAACUACUUUCCUUGA